Nannospalax galili (Upper Galilee mountains blind mole rat) is the source of this 1997-nucleotide messenger RNA. It is a transcript of the gene Cdk10, whose product is annotated as cyclin dependent kinase 10. Gene Ontology annotation, molecular function: cyclin-dependent protein serine/threonine kinase activity; ATP binding. The record is from RefSeq and is a predicted model, not a curated record. The coding region runs from base 403 to 1404 and encodes 333 amino acids. The transcript has 13 exons. Gene Ontology annotation, cellular component: nucleus. NCBI's taxonomy places the organism in Eukaryota, Metazoa, Chordata, Mammalia, Rodentia, Spalacidae. Gene Ontology annotation, biological process: protein phosphorylation; regulation of mitotic cell cycle.
GCCCUGGGCGGUAGCCAGCCUGAGCUACAUAGUGCGUUCCAGGCCAGACUGGAAUGGUCUCAAAAAACAAAGCAUUGGUGACUUUGGAGAAAGGAAUUCUGUAAGAGAUUUGUGGAAGAGCUGAUUAUUUUUUUGGAACCAAGAAGUUUGCUGGCAGGACAAAGCCGUGAUGAAGGGAAGUGCAUGGUAAACAAGAAGCCGAAGUGCAGAGGUCUGGGAGAAGCCAGCUUAAUGAGGGCAUCAUGGUAGGGCACCAGGUGUCAGAAAGUAAAAAGACUGAGGACCCGCUGUUAAGAGAAGGGAAGCCAGCUGGGGACUAGUAUAAUAGAAUCCAAACCUUACUGCAGGAGCUUCCUGUAUCCAAGAAAUGCUCAUUUAAACCACCUACAAAGGCAACACACUAUGAAGCUGGGAAGAUGCCGGAGCGUGAAGGAGUUUGAGAAGCUGAACCGCAUAGGCGAGGGCACCUAUGGCAUUGUGUAUCGGGCUCGGGACACCCAGACAGAUGAGAUUGUUGCCUUGAAGAAGGUGCGAAUGGACAAAGAGAAAGAUGGCAUUCCCAUCAGCAGCCUGCGUGAGAUCACACUGCUCUUGCGUCUUCGUCAUCCCAACAUUGUGGAAUUGAAGGAGGUGGUUGUGGGCAACCACCUGGAGAGCAUCUUCCUGGUGAUGGGUUACUGUGAGCAAGAUCUGGCUAGCCUCCUGGAGAAUAUGCCAACACCCUUUUCUGAGGCCCAGGUCAAAUGCAUCAUGCUACAGGUGCUUCGGGGCCUCCAGUACCUGCACAGGAACUUCAUCAUCCACAGGGACCUGAAGGUAUCCAACUUGCUCAUGACAGAUAAGGGCUGUGUAAAGACAGCGGAUUUUGGCCUGGCUCGGGCCUAUGGUGUCCCAGUAAAGCCAAUGACCCCCAAGGUUGUUACCCUCUGGUACCGAGCCCCAGAGCUGCUGCUGGGAACCACCACCCAGACUACCAGUAUUGACAUGUGGGCUGUUGGCUGCAUCCUAGCAGAGCUGCUGGCCCAUAAGCCCCUUCUCCCUGGCACUUCCGAGAUCCACCAGAUUGACUUGAUCGUACAGCUCCUGGGGACACCCAGUGAGAACAUCUGGCCGGGCUUCUCCAAGCUGCCACUGGCCGGCCAGUACAGCUUAAGGAAACAGCCUUACAACAAUCUCAAGCACAAGUUCCCGUGGCUCUCAGAGGCUGGACUUCGUCUGCUCAAUUUCCUCUUCAUGUAUGACCCUAAGAAAAGGGCAACAGCAGGGGACUGCCUGGAGAGCUCCUACUUCAAGGAGAAGCCCCUACCCUGUGAACCAGAGCUCAUGCCCACCUUCCCCCACCACCGCAAUAAGCGUGCUGCCCCAGCUGUCAUGGAAGGGCAAAGCAAACGAUGUAAGCCCUGACUGUGGGCCCAGCACAUCCCUGCGCCUCCUCGUGGAUCAUCAGUCAACAGACCUGAGAGGGCCCCUGCAGGCCAGACUACAACUCCAGGGUCCAGCCUGUACCUUUGGUUCUUCAGCUAACCAUCCUGCUUCUCAGCUGACUUCUUCCUGCUGUUUUAUCAGUGCACAGAUGCAGGCAGGGUGUAGAUAGGGUUGAUGGUGGAUGGGGAUACAGAGAGGCUGGGCUAUUGUAGCACCAUCCAGUGGUCUGUUUUUCAUGGUGGCCUUGUCUGGUAAUGAGUCAUACUAGUCAUGAAAUUCCCACUGGCCCCUCAGUAUAGUCUUGAAAUCGGGGCUGCCACUAGCCUAGAGUGAACAGGCCUGGGAGACCACUGUUCCUGUUUAGCCACUAGAGGCUACCCAGGACAGAUAGGCUGUAGUGACCCUGGGCAGGGCUGAUGGGUCUUCAGGUGAGGAGGAAUUGUAUGUGGGGCAUUAAGAUACUUCUGAGACUCCUAGAAAAAGAGCUUGCUGAUGUUGCGGAUACUGAUGCCCAGGGAGAGAAGUGACAGGCUCCCAUUUCAGGGCUAGAGAUAAAAAGCCUUCCAAUGACA